AUGUACAAGGCCGUCAUCUUGCCAACGCUGCUGUACGGAGCGGAGACUUGGACGGUGUACACAAGGCAGGCACGCCGACUGAACCACUUCCACCUCGGUUGUCUCCGUCGCAUCCUGAGGCUAAACUGGCAGGACCGCAUCCCCGACACUGAUGUGCUGGAAUGGACGGGAAUUCUCAGCAUCUACACCAUGCUGAGACAAAUGCAGCUGCGUUGGAGCGGCCACCUGGUGCGUAUGGACGACGAGCGACUACCCAAACGACUCUUUUACGGAGACGUCGCGACGGGUUCUCGCCGCCAAUGUGGUCAAAUUCGCCGCUACAAGGAAACUCUGUAG
Molecule: messenger RNA, 336 nt
Organism: Spirometra erinaceieuropaei
Lineage: Eukaryota; Metazoa; Platyhelminthes; Cestoda; Diphyllobothriidea; Diphyllobothriidae
Source: the annotation of a GenBank genome assembly